Molecule: messenger RNA, 420 nt
Organism: Lactuca virosa
Lineage: Eukaryota; Viridiplantae; Streptophyta; Magnoliopsida; Asterales; Asteraceae
Source: the annotation of a GenBank genome assembly
AUGCCGGUCACCUUUGUCGAUCGUCGUUGCCUCGACAACUCCGACGACAAGCCCUACAAUAGCUCCACCAGCCGCUGUCGUUCAUGUUGCAGAUUCGGUGAGUUCCCUACCCGAUCUCGUCUCCACCAUAAGGAUUUGACUAUUCAUCUCUUCCUCCGUCUUCGUGGAGGUAUGCAAAUCUUCGUUAAGACCCUUACAGGGAAGACAAUCACCAUGGAGGUUGAGAGCUCCGAGACCAUUGAUAACGUUAAAACCAAAAUUCAAGAUAAGGAGGGGAUUCCACCGGAUCAACAGAGGUUGAUCUUUGCAGGGAAUCAAUUGGAAGAUGGGCGAACUUUGGCUGAUUAUAACAUCAAUAAGGAGUCCAGUUUCCACCUUGUUCUUCGUCUUCGUGGUGGUGAUCUCCGUAAGUUGAACUAG